This is a messenger RNA of Thecamonas trahens ATCC 50062, 448 nucleotides long. RefSeq lists its product as uncharacterized. The transcript is spliced from 2 exons. The record is from RefSeq and is a predicted model, not a curated record. The coding region runs from base 1 to 363 and encodes 120 amino acids. Lineage: Eukaryota; Apusomonadida; Apusomonadidae.
AUGGCCAUCAAUCCCAAUCAGGUGCGCUCGGAGCAAAAGACGCUGCACGCGGCGGCCUCGGUGGAGACCGCGAGCGCGACGGCAGGCUCCGUCACCGAUGAUGUCGAGCUAGCGAACUCUGAGGUUCCCGCGGCUGGGCACUUGCAGCAGAACCUUGCGGCCGGUUGCGAAGGGAGCGCUAUCAAGCAUGACCACAAGACGCCGAAAAGCAGAGAGCAGCCCACUUCGGCCGAUACCCGCCUGGGUAGCAAGCGCCACAUCGGUGAGGCCGUGGAGAAGAUGUUUGCCCAAGAGGCCAAGGCUUAUCACGACCGCAAUCGGGCCAAGGCCUCGUCCGUGGCGAUACCGAAUCACUCGGGCUAGCCACCGCGAUAGUCGCCGCUCAUAGCGUCUCGCUGCAGUGAUUUCCACAUCAACUGUACCCGUGAGCUCAUGGAGGCAACAAAUA